AUGGGUCGUCGUAGUCCGAAGCAUACCACCGUUGAGUACGUUGAUCUACCACCCAGAAGAUCACCGCCCAGAGGACCACCACCACCAAAAAGAAAAAGGCUGAUGCCACCGAAGCCGAAGCCGUCCUGGCCUGGAGAGAGAUUCGAGGAGGGACGGAUCACUGAUGUGUACUAUACUCAUGAAGGCUAUGAAUCACAUCGCGUCGAUACUUGGGAUUGGAUUCCGAUUAUUGAGAAUUUUGAACGUGGCACCAUCAGCCAAAUGGAGCCAGCCGGCCACUCAAGCGCAACACAUAACAUCGUUGUGCCCGUCGCCAACCAUCCACAGCCAUCACCACCAGCCGCCGCUCCACUAGCCCCAUCAACACCGAUGGGAUCGACUGGAGCAACGAUGCGCGAGGACGGUGCCACGUUGUCACCCCCAAACACUUGGUCCUCGUCAUCGGUGGAAUUUCUGGAUGAUACGGAGGAUAAUCGGCUGCUCUUCACCUGUACAUUCACCAUUCCACACGGCACAAUCCUCUCGUCAACCCUGUAUUCGGAGAACUUCAAUGAGCAAUAUCUCGAGAUGGGAACCAACUUUUUGGCGAGAUUGGAGCCAAAAGGACAGAGUUUCAUCUUGUCAGCUGCGGCAGCAUCGGUCAAGCAGAGAAUUUUCGCCAGAGUUUUGAUGCCAGACAACCAACUGCGAGCAUGCGAGCUCUUGUGCGAGUUUGAGCACGAUCGUGCCAAGAUCACAGUUCUUGCCUUGCGAUCCGCUUUCAACCCACAAGGAUCACAUGUGUCGUCCCACUUCCACGUGUUCACCUUCAUCACAAAGCACUCGUCAACAUGUGCUCUUACUCAUAUUGAUUACGCCUCAAUUCCCUAUCUUGGUCUUCUCCCAACCGAUCUCAUUGGUAAAAGUCUUCUAGCAUUCGUUUAUACUCCAGAUGUUCACGUCGUCCGACAGGCUCAUGUUGAUUUACACAACUCCCGCGGCAAAAUCGUGAAAUCCAUCGCCGAUCUUCGCCUAGUAGCUCACAAUGGUUCGAUUCUCCGAUGCCAGACCGAAUGGAGCGCCUAUGUGAAUCCAUGGACCCGUAAGAUGGAAUUGGUCGUUGCCAGACACCGAAUCUGUUCGUUGCCCAUCGGAGACGCUGAUGUCAUUUCCGCGCCGCCAGUCGGUCUUCAAUCCAAGACUCUGCCUACAGUAAUGGCGAAGACAUUUGAGGAUGAGCUCAGAACGAUUAUGAAUAAGGUUAGUAGUUUUCUGAUAAUUGUGAUAGCCCUGAGAAUCCGCUUCAAUUAA
Caenorhabditis briggsae is the source of this 1290-nucleotide messenger RNA. RefSeq names its product Protein CBR-LIN-42.1 (gene Cbr-lin-42.1). Gene Ontology annotation, cellular component: cytoplasm; nucleus. Bases 1 to 1290 code for a protein of 429 amino acids. Gene Ontology annotation, molecular function: transcription cis-regulatory region binding; transcription corepressor binding. Lineage: Eukaryota; Metazoa; Nematoda; Chromadorea; Rhabditida; Rhabditidae. The record is from RefSeq and is a predicted model, not a curated record. Gene Ontology annotation, biological process: negative regulation of transcription by RNA polymerase II; circadian regulation of gene expression; entrainment of circadian clock by photoperiod. The transcript is spliced from 6 exons.